Molecule: messenger RNA, 992 nt
Organism: Cotesia glomerata
Lineage: Eukaryota; Metazoa; Arthropoda; Insecta; Hymenoptera; Braconidae
Gene: Obp1
Product: general odorant-binding protein 69a-like
Exons: 6
Coding region: 178-606 (142 amino acids)
Biological process (GO): sensory perception of smell
Molecular function (GO): odorant binding
Source: RefSeq, a predicted model, not a curated record
GUAUUGCUAAAAUUUUAAUAUUCUGAUUUUGAAUUUUAUUGCAAGUGGACGUGUUUCGUACAUCGGAAAAAAAAUUCUUUUUAUUUUAUUUUCAUAAAAGUUUGCCAUUUGAAUUAUUUUGGGCAAAAGUAUUGAAAGGAAAACCCUCACGUAAAAAAAAUAAUAAAAUCAACAAACAUGGUGAGGGUGAUACUGAGCUGCGUCUUCCUAAGCUUCCUUAUGCAAACUUCACUCGUUUCUGGAGGGUUACCUGACUGGGUACCACCAGAAAUUAUUGAAAUGGCAGCAGGAGAAAAGGGAAGAUGCAUGUCUGAGCAUGGAACCACACAAGGUAUGAUUGAUCAGGUUAACGCUGGUUCUAUUCCAAAUGACCCUGCUUUAACUUGCUACAUGUUUUGCCUUUUUGAAUCCUUCAGUAUAGUUGAUGAAGACGGUGUACUGGAGUACGAAAUGCUUCUUGAAAUGUUUCCAGAAGAUAUUAAAAAUAAAGCAACUGGUAUUCUAGGAGGUUGUGCCACACAAUCUGGAGCCGACAACUGCGAGAAAGUCUACAAAAUUGCCACGUGUGUUCAGGGCAAAGAUCCCAGCAUGUGGUUUAUGAUUUAGAACCAUUAAAAAAACACUGGCAAUGAAAUGAAAAUGGGCGAAUUUAUUGAUGAACGAUUUAAGUAUUGGAAGAAAAAACGAAAUUACCUAAUUCAGGAUUUGUUUUAUUUUAAGUUACUUAGGAGCGAGAAAAAAUAAGUUUGAACUUUUGAUUUAUUAUUCAAAGUUUUAAGGACCGACGGAAUGUGUUAAUGUCAGUGUAUAUAUGUGUGUGUGAAUGAAAAAAAAAAGAAAAGUACGUGACAAAUUCAAUAUACACAUACAAUAAAAUGUUAUAAUUAUCAAUGCGCCUUUUCUGGACCUGGGUAACUACCAAAUAUAAUCAAUUAUCAAUAAAGAGUACUAUAAAAAAUAAAUAGAAAAUAAUAAAACAGUUAUAAAAGUUA